Leptomonas pyrrhocoris is the source of this 980-nucleotide messenger RNA. RefSeq lists its product as hypothetical. Bases 81 to 980 code for a protein of 299 amino acids. NCBI's taxonomy places the organism in Eukaryota, Euglenozoa, Kinetoplastea, Trypanosomatida, Trypanosomatidae. The transcript has a single exon. The record is from RefSeq and is a predicted model, not a curated record.
GACGACAUCUUUUUUUCUUUUGUAGUUAAGGUUUGUUUACCUCUUUAUCAAUAAAUAGGCUGCUCGCAUCCAGUAAAACCAUGCAGCACCUCGACCUGGAGCAACAGCUGCGUCUUCGGCAGACGCAGCAGACCACCUCACUCAGCACCAGCGCUGUGCCGCCACUAUCCUAUCUCCACAGCACAUACCACGCAGCUGCCAAGGACGUCAUCGUCUUUUUCGCGGGUCUUCCUGUCGUCACUGCGGUGUUGUUCGUCGCCGUGGCUCUCCUCGCCCGCUCUAAGUCCUUUGCCAACCUUGCCAAGCUGAUGAAAGAAAAUCAUCACCGCACCAACGCGGGCCUCAUCGUGGCCAACACCACGCCCACGACGUUCUCGCUCUGCAUGGCCGCAUGGAUGAUCCUCCUCGCGUUGCAGACCGUCUGCAAUGUACUGCGCGGAGUCGCCCAACAGCACUACCGCAGCGUGCAACACACCAACGCGUCUGCCCUGGCGGAUCUCUCCGUGCUGCACACCCUGCCGAUGGAGGAAGUGAGUCCUCAACCCAUCUGGGGGCUCUCGGCGAACAUGACCGCGCUAUACCCGUCGCUCCUGCGGUGGUCCAUGACGCCGACCGCGUUCGUUUUCGCGGCGCAGUACGCGGGAAUGGUCUGCAUGUGGUGCUACGUCUUCUUUGCCGGCCACCCGCUCGAGGCUGGCGUGUUUGGCGCCUUGGUUGCCUUCUUCCCCAAUUUCUAUGAGGCGCUGCUGCUCAACGGGAACGAGCCCGAUCGCUGGCCGGUUUGGGUGACCCUCGUCAGUUUUCUUCUCAGCCUCGCGUGUUUGUGGGCGUUUGGCGCGCCGGUCGUCCGACGCGAGUACCGCGAGUUGAAGCGUGAGAUGCAGGGCCACACGGCGGAGGCGUUGUAUAAGGACCGCCCCGAGCUGCGCGAACUCCGGGCACGCGCUGGCCAUCUCCCGAAGAAGCCGAAGCAGAAGUAG